UCUUCCUGUUUCCACCUUUUCUGUAUUUCAGCCCGUUUUUAAGUCACUUUUCUUUUAACUUAAAGUAAUUGUUCCACUGUUUCCACCCACCUAACGGCACAUCCAGGAACAACUAACAAACACACCCUGUAUAAACUGGAAAUCCCGUGCCACGUGACAAUGUUUACGUUACCCAGAUAAUCGAGCAGAUUGUCGCGCGGCCGGAGUCGCAAAAACAGCUGAUUACGUGCCAGGAACAGGUGAGUCUGUGUGUCAGACACACGUUUUAUAUCGAACAAAGCCAGACUGGCCCACCUGUAGCCAGCUGCGUUACGUUAGCUUCGCAUACCUACGAACUUACCUUCUUCAUGUUCUCUCAGUCCGAAUUUUCCUACAAAUUAUACCGGUUUUCUAUUGCCUCGCGCUUUGGCUAAAAAACACACAUUUUAAAACUUAAAUCGUUACGUUUCCAAGUUUAUCGGGAGCGUACGUGUAAUUCGGCGUGUUUUCAAAACGACAUAGAUGUCUUCUUAAUAUGAAAAAUGUACAUCUUCCUUGGGGAGGUUCAGCCGCUUCCUCGCACUUCCUGGGUAUUUUCCCACACAGACUGAGCCUGACAUCACACUGGAAGGUUGAUAAAAGUUGAUUUCGCUUUCGUCGACGGAUUAUAUGUCGGCCGAACUGAAGAACAGCUCGGUGCCAAGCUUCCCGGCGCCACUUCACCGCAAACUGGAUAAAAGAUGAGCUUCUCCCGGAAGAGAGACGUAGAUCUCACGGGCGCCUACGAUCGCAGUUUGGAGCGCCAAAUCGCGGAACGGGGCUCGAGCCUGCCGUGCAGAGAUGAGGAGCUGUGGAGAAAGGUGGAGGGACUUAUGAAGGAGGGAAAUGCUCAGAAGAUCCACUGCCUGGGUGUGGAUCCACUGAGGGUGAUGGAGGAGUCGCUCAAGGCAGUCACAGCAGCAGGAUGGAGCAGACGAGUUGGAACCAGAGGAGGCCUGCAAGGCCUGGCCAAAGCUUUUGAGGUGCUGGAGCAAGCAGCCUUGAACCUGUACCUGGCUUCCUGGAGGAAGGAGUACGCUGUAAUCCAGAUGUACUCCGGCACGUUCACGCACUACAUCACCCCGGUGCUGUCGACGGCUCAGAUCGAGAACCUGUUCAACCUGUUGGGGUACGAGCUCGGCGCGUCAUCAUCUGAGCAGCUCCAUCUCCAGACGCACAGAGUGAACUCCACCUCUUCGGAUACCCUCCUUCGUUUGUCUUGCGCCUUCUUCCUGGCCCGCUGCGAGUGCCACUUUCUUACAACGGUGCUGGGGAAGCGCUGCGGUGACACCCAGUGGGAGCUGAGCGCAGUGAUGGAGAGGCAGCGAGGAAACGGCCUGCAGGUUGCUGUGGAGAACACCAAGAAGAUGCUGGAAGUUGGCGAGACCCUAAUGGAGCAGCCCGAUGGAGACGUGGAUCUGUACACCGAUCCGGUUAAUGAAGAGGACCCGCAGAUGGUUGUCAACAACGAAGAGAGUCCCUGCUCAUUCAUCUGGACGACAGCGGACAACGUAUCACCCACCACUGUCCAAACACACAGCAACGGAACGACAGCAUCGUUCCCACAGCGAGAGCCGCUCACCGGCAGAAACUCCUCGGACAGCAAGAGGCCAAGCUGGCGUUCCCCUGGUGCUACGAGGCUGAGUAAAACAAACACUGAGCCUCAAAGUCUGCAGGUAGAUCCAAUCGAGGCUCUGAAGAGUGAGGAUGGCGACUACAACCUCUGCAGGUGCGUCCAGAACUCAGAUUCUUGUUCUUACUGCUCUGAAUGCAAAACCCUGCACGAUGAGACCUGUGCGGUCCUUACGAUUUGCAGAAAGAAUGUCCACAACGUGAAACAAGUGAAGAAAAUGCCGAGUGGAGGCCUCAGAUCACCCACUCUCACUGGCAGCAGUGCAGCAGUGAGCUCCUUACCUCUGAGUGAAGACCCCGCAUCAAUAAUUGCACUCCCUCCUGCCAUCGCCUACCACGAAUGCUGCGAUCUCAAAAAACCAGACCCUCAGAUCCUGUGCCACGUGUGCAGAGUCUUCCACUCUAAAUCCUGCAACAUGGCGAAAUCCUGCCAGUCACACCAUGGCAGCACACAGCUGGGACAGUGCUCCUCCUGUGAUAAGUGGUGCUCCAGAAAGCCUCUGGUCCUGUGCAGAUACUGUGGAAACGAAUAUUGUAGUGCCUGUUGGUUCAGAAAUCCAGUUACAUGCAGGUGCGGCCAAACAUUUGACCAGUCAACAUCUGUGUGAUAAAGGUCUGACAAGCUUUGCACUUACGAGAUGCAUUUAGCAAAAGUUACAGUGACUUAAAUCUGCGUACUGGAACUGAAAACGCUGCCUUGAAGUUCUGCCAUUGUGCCAUUUAUUUGAUAUUUGCAUGUAGCCUCUGUGUGGUGUGGUUCUGCGCUCGCAGGUCGCUUUGCGGUAAUGUUUGUGUCCUGCAGCAGACUGCAGUAAAAGGGUCAAUGUGCCAUUAAAGUGUAUGUGUGGUAAACGUGUGUAACAUGGGAUGAAUUGGCGCGAUCACCGCGGUGUGGUGGGUAUGAUUCAAUAUAAAAUCAGUCACAGCAUUUAAAAUGUAAUUGCUUCAUAACUAACACUAAGAACCUUAAUUUUUCUGUAUUAGAAGUAUUCAAAUAUUACUUUUUGGCAGGUUAUGUGGCUUUCCUCAUUUUUUUUUUUUCUCGAGUAAUCAUUUGGCCGAGUGCUGAAAUCUGCUUGUUUUUGCCUUUAAGGUGACUUCACUUGUCUAAAGCACAUUUUCUGAAAUGUCAGUGGCAGCUGGAAGCUUUGUUUUCCUAGCUUUUCCACUGUCGCCUUAAUGCAACAUCUCAGGAACACUUUAAGGGAGUCUUUCCACGUUUAGGACAAACAUUUGUUUACACCAAAUGAUUUAUCAAACUGCAUUGUACUAAUCCUGCAAUGUAGCCUGACAUGCACCCUUCCCAGAAAUGUAGCUGCACGGCACAGCGGCGCCGACCUCGGCGGCGGUCGUGCGUCUGUGUGAUAUAUUUAUACACGGUGCAAAAACAAAAGGAUAACACUUCUUUCUGUAAAAACCUUUUGUAACCACCUGGUGUCAGCCUUCUAUCAGAAACUUUUCCUGCAGUAAUUCACUGAGCGUUAUGUUUGAAAUGAAUUUGUGUUGCUGUCUUUAAAGACGUCUUGUAACUAA
Neolamprologus brichardi is the source of this 3183-nucleotide messenger RNA. It is a transcript of the gene spata2l, whose product is annotated as spermatogenesis associated 2-like. NCBI's taxonomy places the organism in Eukaryota, Metazoa, Chordata, Actinopteri, Cichliformes, Cichlidae. The record is from RefSeq and is a predicted model, not a curated record. Gene Ontology annotation, cellular component: cytoplasm.